AUUUGGCACUCCGGUCGUCUUCUGCCUCAAAAACUUGCACCACAUCUUUUUAUAAUACGAUACUAAUUUCUGGAGCUGAAUACACUUGGUAUCUGGUGCGACCUCUCAUCAAGAUGGCGGCUGCGCAAGUGAUCUCCAAUUCUGGACACGAUGAUAUGAUUCACGAUGCGGGCCUGGACUACUAUGGCCGCAGAUUGGCGACAUGCUCCUCGGACAAGACGAUAAGGAUUUUUGAGAUUGAAGGCGAGACACACCGACUAGUCGAGACUCUGAAGGGCCAUGAAGGAGCAGUGUGGUGUGUUGCAUGGGCCCAUCCAAAAUUUGGCACCAUUCUGGCCUCCUCUUCUUACGAUGGAAAAGUGCUUAUCUGGCGUGAACAACAUCAGAACACGACAUCUCCCGUAGGUGGCGGUGCCUGGACUAAAGUCUUUGAUUUCUCACUUCAUACUGCUUCGGUGAACAUGGUAUCUUGGGCUCCCCAUGAGAGUGGCUGUGUCUUGGCCUGCGCCUCCUCGGACGGACAUGUCAGCGUCCUUGAAUUCCGCGACAACAGCUGGACUCAUCAGAUCUUCCAUGCGCAUGGAAUGGGCGUGAACUCUAUCAGUUGGGCGCCUGCUGCAGCUCCUGGAAGCUUGAUCAGCGCCAACCCUGGACUCGGUCAGCAGCGCAGGUUCGUGACGGGUGGAAGUGACAACUUGCUCAAGAUAUGGGAUUACAACCCUGAGUCUAAGUCCUACACCCUCACUCAAUCGAUGGAAGGCCACUCCGACUGGGUCCGGGACGUCGCUUGGUCGCCUAGCAUCCUUUCGAAGUCUUACAUCGCAUCCGCUUCGCAAGAUAAAACUGUCCGGAUUUGGACCUCUGAUGUAUCAAACCCUGGGCAGUGGGCCAGUCAGCGACUCGAGUUCGACACCGUUCUCUGGCGAGUAAGCUGGAGUCCGAGCGGCAACAUUCUUGCGGUGAGUGGCGGGGAUAACAAAGUCAGUCUGUGGAAGGAGAACCUGAAGGGACAAUGGGAGAAGGUCAAGGAUAUUGAAGAGUAGGCCUUUGUUAUCUUAUUACUCCUCUCUUGUCCUGUGCUUUCCAGAAUCUGCAAUAAUGGUUUAUUCCGGUCUCUACCGGUCAUUGUACACAAACCCCCACCCUUCCCAAUGUUUGCUUGCAAGAACACAAUCAACUUAGCCAAUCGAGUAUCAUAUACGCCAGAAGAU
This is a messenger RNA of Aspergillus homomorphus CBS 101889, 1211 nucleotides long. RefSeq names its product GTPase-activating protein SEC13 (gene sec13). Bases 114 to 1043 code for a protein of 309 amino acids. Gene Ontology annotation, biological process: protein import into nucleus; COPII-coated vesicle budding; positive regulation of TOR signaling. Gene Ontology annotation, cellular component: COPII vesicle coat; nuclear pore outer ring. NCBI's taxonomy places the organism in Eukaryota, Fungi, Ascomycota, Eurotiomycetes, Eurotiales, Aspergillaceae. The record is from RefSeq and is a predicted model, not a curated record. Gene Ontology annotation, molecular function: protein binding; structural molecule activity. The transcript has 6 exons.